AUGACAACAACAACAACAACGACAAGUGUCGAGCAGCAGCUCAAGUGCAGUCAGCAGAAGACAGAAGCCGAACAGCAAUCACCAGCAGCAGCAGGCAAAGCAGCAACUAAUGCAACAGCAACUGUUACAGCAGCAACAACAGCAACAGUUGCCACUGCUACCAAAUCCAGUGCCGCAGCAAUGGCCGCUGCAACAGCAACAGCAGCAGCGGCAACCAAUGAUCUGGCAGCAGCUGCUGCUGUCGUCCUCUCACUACAGGGCACCAUGGUCAGCAGCCUACAGCAAGCGGCAUUGCUGCCGGCAAAUUCAGCGGCAGCAGCAGCACUCAAUUUACAGGCGCUCGAAUCGUAUUUGGCACUGCAGCGUCUCACUGGCAAAUCGGAUGUGUUUCGCUUUAGUAGCAACAGCAACAGCAACAGCAGCACCAACAAUAACAACAACAACAACAGCAGCUGCAAUGGCAACAGCAACAAUAGCACGCUGAGCAGCAACAACAGCAACAGCAGCAACAACAGCGAUGCUGAACAGAAUGCAACAUUGCCAGCACUCAUUGAUUUAGCCAGCAUAGAGCUCAAGUCUAGCUGCUCGUCGAGCGCCUCCAGUGUCUGCACAGCCGUUGUCAGCUCACCCAACGCCAGCAGCAGCAACAACAACUCUAGCAGCAACAACAACAAUACUAAUAGCAACAACAGCGGGAGUGGAAGCACAUCGAAAUGCAUUCCACCGCUACCAUCGAUAAGUACCGUUAGCGCCGCUGUUGCCGCUGCUGCCGCCGCUGCCGCUGCUGCUGCCAAUCAGCAGGCAGCGUUGGAUUGUGCCACCGCCGCUGAAUUGGCCGCCGAAUGCGAUUUGCCGCUGCUCGACGGCGAGGAUGCGUUGUCCUUUGAGGCGGGCGACUUGGACAGCAGCUAUGGCAGUUUCAUCUUCAAUCCAAACAGCUUUGGCGCCACGGAAGCGGACACAUCACUGCACUCGCUGCAGGCGACCAUGUACCAGGACAAGCUGAGUGUCAUUUCUGCUGCUGGGGGCGGUGUUAGUGGUGCUAGUGGUGGUGCAGAGGAUGCGGCAAAUAGCUCAACAGCAGCGGCAGCUCAACGCUCCAAGAAGCAGUUCAUUUGCAAGUUUUGCAACCGCCAGUUCACCAAGUCCUACAAUCUGCUCAUCCACGAACGCACCCACACGGACGAGCGUCCCUACUCCUGCGAUAUAUGCGGCAAGGCAUUCAGGCGACAGGAUCAUCUGAGAGAUCAUCGAUACAUCCAUUCCAAGGAGAAACCCUUCAAGUGCGCCGAAUGCGGCAAGGGUUUCUGUCAGUCGCGCACUUUGGCCGUCCACAAGAUACUGCAUAUGGAGGAGUCGCCGCACAAGUGUCCCGUUUGCAAUCGAUCCUUCAAUCAGCGCUCGAAUUUGAAGACGCACUUACUCACGCACACGGACAUCAAGCCCUACAAUUGCUCCUCGUGCGGCAAAGUGUUUCGGCGCAACUGUGAUCUGAGGCGUCACAGUCUCACGCACAAUCUAUCGGCAACGGGUGGUAUGGGCGGUGGCUUAGGUGAUCUGUUUGGUGGCAGCACCAGCAACGGUUCCAGCUCCGAUCUGGGUGUAUCCAUGGUUCUGCCCAGUUCAACGGCCGCAGGAGCGCCAACUCCUUCAAGUACACGUGACUUAGUUGCCGUCAGCGAUUGAACUCAAUUCGACUUCCCCACCUCUCUCUCCGAAGAAAGGUAGCGACCCUUUUAAAUCUCAUUUGCAGCUCUCAAGAAUUCGAAUCCCUCCACAAAAUGUGUCUGAUCUGUGUUGCUUGUACUCGAUGCCUUCAAGUUGCUUACAGCUUACAGCAUUUAAUUUUAGUUUUAGCUUGUGACUAAAUAAAGUUAAGCUAAUGAUA
This is a messenger RNA of Drosophila grimshawi, 1888 nucleotides long. It is a transcript of the gene sob, whose product is annotated as protein sister of odd and bowel. The record is from RefSeq and is a predicted model, not a curated record. Gene Ontology annotation, cellular component: nucleus. NCBI's taxonomy places the organism in Eukaryota, Metazoa, Arthropoda, Insecta, Diptera, Drosophilidae. The coding region runs from base 1 to 1686 and encodes 561 amino acids. Gene Ontology annotation, molecular function: DNA-binding transcription factor activity, RNA polymerase II-specific; RNA polymerase II transcription regulatory region sequence-specific DNA binding. The transcript has 2 exons. Gene Ontology annotation, biological process: embryonic pattern specification; embryo development; embryonic hindgut morphogenesis.